CACUGGAACUGUUUGUCAUUGCGGGGUGUGUUCGUUCUGUGGUUUUGUUUAAUUUAGUUCAAAUUUAAGUUUAAAAGUUAGUUUUGAGUUCAUUUUGUUGUUAAAUAUAAUGAGUUUGGUUUGCCGCCUAUCGUGAAACAACUGAUUUCUGUAUAGAGCCAAGCAGGCAACACUCUAUGAUGUGGCACCUGCAAGCUGUUCUGCUGACAGCAGCAGCAGUCGUCCUGGUAGCGGGUCAAAGCGACACCUACUACAACCAGCAGCCACAGCAGCCACAACUGCCCAGCAAUCAGCAGCCGCAACUGCCCAACAAUCAGCCACAGUGGGGUGGCAACACAGGGGACUACAAUAGUCCAGGAUACCCAGGCUCCCCAGGACUAACACCCAAUCAGUAUGGCAACAAUGUGAAUCCCCCUUUGACGAAUCCUCCCUAUCGAAGCGAUGCAGGAGGCAGCUACAAUGAUCUGACAAACCAAAAUGAUUACAGCAAGCGACUGGGUGGUGGCUCCGGCUAUCUUGACAGCGAGGAGCCCAGCCUGACGCGUGGCAAAUCCUCGUACAAUGUGAAAGCCACCUUCCUGGAGUCGCUGCACUCGCGAGAGCCCACCUACUUUAUAGUGGCCUCGCGCAUGGUGCGCCCUGGCCUGAUCUACCAAGUGUCAGUGUCGAUAUUGCAGGCCCAAUAUCCCAUCACAGUGCAUGCGAGUAUCUCCUGUGAUGGCGUACAGAUCAGUGGAGAUUCCAAGGAUGUGAAGGAGGGCGUGCCCGAAACACUGCUCAUGCGGAUACCCCCAACCAGUGUGACGGGAAACUAUCGACUGCGAGUGGAGGGCUUCUAUCAGAAUGUGUUCGGUGGCUUGGCAUUCCUCAAUGACACACGCUUGGACUUCUCCCAGCGCUCGAUGACGAUCUUUGUGCAGACGGACAAGCCACUGUAUAUGCAGGGAGAGACAAUACGCUUCAGGACUAUUCCGAUUACAACCGAACUGAAGGGCUUCGAUAAUCCUGUGGAUGUGUAUAUGCUGGAUCCGAAUAGGCACAUACUAAAGCGUUGGCUAUCGCGCCAAUCGAAUCUGGGUUCUGUUUCGCUGGAGUACAAGCUGUCGGAUCAGCCCACAUUUGGAGAGUGGACCAUUAGGGUGAUCGCACAGGGCCAGCAGGAGGAGAGUCAUUUUACUGUCGAGGAGUACUAUCAAACCCGCUUUGAGGUGAAUGUGACGAUGCCCGCGUAUUUCUUUACCACCGAUCCCUACAUUUAUGGCCGUGUGAUGGCAAAUUUCACCAGUGGCCUGCCCGUGCGUGGCAAUCUCACGCUUAAGGCCACCAUACGACCAAUUGGCUACUUUAGCAAUCAAGUCUUGAACGAAAAGUUCCGCCUGGGCCGCAGUCCCUUGGAGCAGGCGAAUCGCUAUAAUGAACGCUGGCGCUACAACAAUGUCAAUCAGAAUCCACAGGUGCAGUACAAUGUGCCACAGAUAUCGCAGGAUGGCGCAGAUCUCGGACAGGACAUACUCUACCGAAAUCAAUAUGUGGUCGAGCGACACUAUCAGUUUGAAGAGGAAUGGCCAUUUUGGGUGAAGAAGCCCGAGUACCAAGAGUCGUACGACUCCUGGACGAGCACUUAUCGUAAAGUGUUGCCUUUUCUGCGUUAUUUUAAUGGCACCUUUGACUUCAAAUGGCCGCUGCGUGAGCUGGAGCUGCUUGUGCCGAAUCUCUCACAAAUGGAGAUCCUAAUAACCGCCACCGUGGGUGAGAAAUUCUACGAUGAGAUCAUCAGCGGCUACUCCGUGGCGCGUGUCUACAACUCGAGUCUGCGUGUGGCCUUCCUGGGCGAGUCGCCGCAAGUCUUUAAGCCUGCCAUGCCCUUUACCACAUAUUUGGCUGUGGAAUAUCAUGAUGGUUCGGCCAUUGAUCCUUUGCUCCUGCGACAGGGCUUGAUGGAGGUCACGGGCUUUGUGGAGAGUCGCAGCGGUGGACGCCGCGACUGGCCCGCCCAGCGGCUGGCCAUGUCACAGCAAAGCGAUGGCGUCUGGGAGGUCAAAGUGGACAUACGCAACGAUUUGAAUCUGGAUGAUCGGCCACAGAGCAGGGACUUCCUCAAUGGCAUACAGAACAUGCGCCUGCAGGCGGUGUUUAUCGAUCCUCGUGGCGAUCGUGUGCAGACAGAGCUGCUGCUAGUGUCCCACUAUUCACCGAGGAAUCAGCACAUAAAGAUCACAACCAGCACAGAGGCCCCCGUGGUGGGCGAGUACAUAAUAUUCCACAUCAGGACCAACUUUUAUCUGGAAGAGUUCAAUUACUUGAUCAUGUCCAAGGGUGUGAUCAUUGUCAACGAUCGCGAGACCAUCACGGAGGGCAUCAAGACCAUUGCCGUGGUGCUGAGUGCCGAAAUGGCGCCCAUGGCCACGAUGGUCGUGUGGAAGAUCACACCGCAGGGACAGGUGGUGGCGGAUUCGCUUACCUUCCCCGUCAAUGGCAUUUCCAGGAAUAAUUUCACCGUGUACAUCAAUAAUCGCAAAGCCCGAACUGGAGAGAAGGUGGAGGUGGCCAUAUUUGGUGAGCCCGGCUCCUAUGUGGGCCUCUCGGGCAUUGACAGCGCCUUCUACACCAUGCAGGCGGGCAAUGAGCUGACCUACGCCAAGAUUAUCACCAAAAUGUCCAACUUUGAUGAGCAAACAAAUGGCACAUACAAACACAUUUGGUACUCGCAUGAGGGCAAUCCCGAUGAGCUGGUUUACUUCCCUGCGUCGUCCUUCGGCAUAGAUGCCAAUCGCACGUUCGAGUACAGUGGAUUGAUUGUCUUCACGGAUGGCUAUGUGCCGCGACGCCAGGACACUUGCAAUCGUACCCUGGGCUAUGGCGAGUGCCUGAGUGGACGCUGCUACCGGCUGGAGAAGCAAUGCGACGGGCUGUUUGACUGUGACGAUGGCACAGACGAGAUUGGCUGCCACACCAGGAAUGACACGGAGUUGCUCAACUAUCGCAAAUAUCGUUUCAAUCGCGUGCUGCGCCACUACGAGAAUGUGUGGCUGUGGCGGGAUGUCAACAUUGGGCCACAUGGUCGCUACAUCUUCAAUGUGGAAGUGCCCGAUCGUCCGGCCUACUGGAUGGUGAGUGCGUUCAGUGUGAGCCCCUCCAAGGGCUUCGGGAUGCUCAACAAGGCCCUCGAGUAUGUGGGCGUGCAGCCGUUCUUCAUCAAUGUGGAAAUGCCAGAGACCUGCAGGCAGGGCGAGCAAGUGGGCGUGCGCGUGACCGUUUUCAACUAUAUGACCACGCCCAUUGAGGCUACGGUGGUGCUGCACGGCAGUCCGGACUAUAAGUUCGUGCACGUCGAAGAGGAUGGCAUUGUGCGGUCGUAUAACCCACGCAUAAGCGGCGGCGAGCAUCAAUUCUUCAUUUACUUGGAUGCCCAAGGCACGACAGUGGUGUAUGUGCCAGUGGUGCCACAGCGACUGGGAGAUGUGGAUGUCACACUGCAUGUGGCCACCCUGCUGGGCACGGACACCAUCACGAGGCGGCUGCAUGUCGAGUCCGAUGGCCUGCCACAGUAUCGCCAUCAGUCGGUGCUGCUGGAUCUCUCGAAUCGUGCCUAUGUGCUGGAGUAUAUGCAUGUGAACGUGACACAGACACCAGAGAUACCCUACCAGGUGGAUCGUUACUUUGUCUACGGUUCGAAUCGCGCUCGAAUCUCUGUGGUGGGUGAUGUGGUGGGUCCCAUCUUUCCCACAAUGCCCGUGAAUGCCAGCUCCUUGCUGUACCUGCCCAUGGAGUCGGCCGAACAGAAUGCUUUCAGCUUUGCCGCCAAUCUGUACACGAUUAUGUACAUGCGACUGAUCAAUCAGAGGAACAAAACGCUGGAGAAGAAUGCCUUCUAUCACAUGAACAUUGGCUAUCAGCGGCAGUUGAGUUUCAUGCGGCAGGAUGGCAGCUUUUCGCUCUUCCGUUCGGACUGGAACAACUCGGACUCGUCGGUGUGGCUGACCAGCUAUUGCCUGCGCAUCUUCCAGGAGGCCAGCUUCUACGAGUGGGAGAACUUUAUCUGGAUCGAUGCCACGAUCAUUGAGAAGAAUAUGCGCUGGCUGCUGCAGCAUCAGACGCCAGAGGGUGCCUUCUAUGAGGUUACCUGGAUGCCGGAUCGUAAAAUCAAUCGCACGAAUUUCGCCAGCUAUACGCAUUUGAGGAAUCGUAAUAUUACGCUGACAUCGCAUGUUCUCAUCACCUUGGCCACUGUCAAAGAUCUGUCCGGGACUCUGGGCUCACGUGUGGCCUUGGCCACGCAGCGUGCUGUGGCCUGGAUUGAGCGAAACAUGCAAUUCCUGCAGGAGACACCCGAACCGUAUGAUGUGGCCAUCACAGCGUAUGCUCUGCAGUUGUGUAAUUCACCCAUUGCCGAGCAUGUCUUUGGCAUAUUGCGCAAGCAUGCCAGAACCAUAGGAGAAUUUAUGUAUUGGGGAAAUCGAGAGAUACCCCAGCCGCCGCGCAAGCUGGAAAAUCAAAAAUGGUUCUCACUGCCACGACUGCCAUACGAAUAUGAUUCAUUGAAUAUCGAAACGACUGCUUAUGCUCUGUUGGUGUAUGUGGCACGUCGCGAGUUCUUUGUGGAUCCCAUUGUGCGUUGGUUGAACUCGCAGCGAUUGAAUGAUGGUGGCUGGGAUUCGACACAAGAUACAAGUGCUGCCCUAAAAGCGCUGGUGGAGUACACAGUGAGGUCCAGGAUUCGCGAAGUCUCCUCGCUUAGUGUGGAAAUAGAGGCCUCGUCGACGGGUGGCAAGACACAAACGCUGCACAUUGAUGACACCAAUCUGGCGCGUCUACAGAGCAUCGAGAUACCUGAUGCCUGGGGCACCAUUAAAGUACAAGCCAAGGGCGCUGGCUAUGCCAUCCUGCAGAUGCAUGUCCAAUAUAAUGUGGAUAUAGAAAAGUUCCAGACCAAACCGCCAGUGCCUGCAUUUGGGCUGCACACCAAGGCCAUUUUCCAUGGCAGGAAUCAGUCGCAUAUUUCAUAUGUGGCAUGCCAAAACUGGAUAAAUACUGAAGAAUCAGAGCGAUCGGGCAUGGCUAUAUUGGAUGUGGCCAUACCCACUGGCUAUUGGAUACAGCAACAGAAACUCGACAGCUAUGUACUGAGCAAUCGUGUGAGGAAUCUGAGACGUGCACGCUAUCUAGAUCGCAAGAUUAUCUUCUAUUUUGAUUUUCUGGAUCAGGAGGAUAUUUGUGUAAACUUCACCAUAGAACGCUGGUAUCCAGUGGCCAAUAUGUCGCGUUAUUUGCCUGUUCGCGUUUACGACUACUAUGCACCAGAACGCUUCAAUGAAUCAAUUUUCGAUGCUUUGCCCACCUAUUUGCUGAAUAUAUGCGAGGUAUGCGGCAGCUCUCAAUGCCCAUACUGUUCUAUCUACAACAUGGGCUGGCGUGCCUCCAUGUCUGUGUCGCUGCUGUUCUUCAGCGUCUUUAUCUAUCUGCUGAGAAGUCGCACGCAUUUGGUACUGAACAUGAUGCAUUUGCUCACAUAGAGAAAUCCAUUGAGAACAAUCCCCACUGCACAAUUCAAUUAUCCCCACAAAAUGCAUUGCUAAAAGAAUUAGUUUUUAUUUUUAUUUUUUUGCCAAACGAAAUUGCAUUCCGUCCCAAAAAUGCUGGUCAACAUUUUUGUUUUUAUUUGUUUAAAUAUUUUUUGUUUUUGUUUGCUUGACCCUGACCGCUGUAGAAUCGAAUGAAUGUACAAAAGCAGUCCAAGCCACAGAGUUGAUUCAUGAAUUAAUUUUGUAACUUUAUGUUUAAACGCUGAACAAAGAGAAGAUUUUUUACAAAACCAGACACAGAACCUCCCCUAAACCCACAUCUAAAAUGUAGCCACCUAAAACCUAAAAAAAGAAAACGUAUUUUAUAAGCUAUAUUCGAACCAUCCAUGAAAUGAACAACCAUUAUCAAUGCCUUACCACAGAGCGGGCUCCAAGUGCCGCUGGAAGAACGGAAAGAGAAGCGUUCGAAUAUUUUGUAAGUGUCUUUUCACAAAAUGAUGCCUUUAAUAGAUUUUAGAAAUCGUGUUAGCAAAAUGUAACGAGACAGAAAUGUUUUUGCAUGCAUAUCGAAUUGAAAUUGAAACCUAUCUAUAUAGUAUAAAAUAAUGUAUAAUCCUUACGUCUUACUUUUCGAAUUAAUUUUAAAACGAAAGCGUAUCGGAGUCGCACGUUGAAGGAACCGUAACCGUAACCGUCCAAUUUUAUUUAUGCAACUUAUGAAUCUGCAUAGUUUGUAAGUUUUAUACGUACUUUUUCCCCCACUCCACAAAUAGUUUGUAUUGUAAUCGCUCUUGACAACAUAGCCAUGUAAACGGAAUGAGAAUAUAUCUAUGCUCGUUCGUGUGUAAAGUCCGUCCCUACUUCCUCCUUUACAAAUAAGAAACGAAGAACCGAAUCUCUCCAUGAAAUACAUAAUUUUGUGUGUUUUCUUUGUAAUGAAAGAAAUGUGAAAAAUAAACGAAAGUAAU
Molecule: messenger RNA, 6490 nt
Organism: Drosophila subobscura
Lineage: Eukaryota; Metazoa; Arthropoda; Insecta; Diptera; Drosophilidae
Gene: Mcr
Product: CD109 antigen
Exons: 7
Coding region: 177-5513 (1778 amino acids)
Cellular component (GO): extracellular region
Molecular function (GO): protein binding; endopeptidase inhibitor activity
Source: RefSeq, a predicted model, not a curated record